AUGCCGAGAGCGGCCGACCAUCCGGUCAAUGGUCAUUGGCUGGAGUACACCGGUCAUUGGCUGGAGCUCAGCAGUCAUCGGCUGGAGUACACCAGUCAUUGGCUGGAGUACACCGGUCAUCGCGCGGAGUACACACUCCAAUCGAUGGCUGGUAAAAGACUGGUCAACGGGGUGUCCUCCGUCCGACAAUCGUCAAGACCAGUCAUCUGGUGGAGUCUAUACUCCAACCGAUGA
Molecule: messenger RNA, 234 nt
Organism: Puccinia graminis f. sp. tritici CRL 75-36-700-3
Lineage: Eukaryota; Fungi; Basidiomycota; Pucciniomycetes; Pucciniales; Pucciniaceae
Exons: 2
Coding region: 1-234 (77 amino acids)
Source: RefSeq, a predicted model, not a curated record